AUGGAGUCUCGCUCUGUUGCCCAGGCUGAGUGCAGUGGUGCCAUCUCACCUCACUGCAACCUCCACCUCCUGGGUUCAGGCAAUUUUCCUGCCUUAGCCACCUGAGUAGCUGGGAUUACAGGAACACUCCACCACGCCCAGCUAAUUUUUUGUAUUUUUAGUAGACACAGGGUUUCGCCAUGUUGGCAAGGCUGGUCUCAAACUCCUGAACUCAAGUGAUCUACCUGCCUCGGCUUCCCAAAGUGCUGGGAUUACAGGCGUGAGCCAUCGCGCCUGGUCUUAAUUUUUUAAAAUUUUAGUAGACAAAGCCACAGACCCAAGCAUGUCGGAACAGGAUUGGUCAGCUAUCCAGAAUUUCUGUGAGCAGGUGAACACUGACCCCAAUGGCCCCACACAGGCGCCCUGGCUACUGGCCCACAAGAUCCAGUCUCCGCAAGAGAAGGAAGCUCUUUAUGCCUUAACGGUGCUGGAGAUGUGCAUGAACCACUGUGGGGAGAAGUUCCACAGCGAGGUGGCCAAAUUUCGUUUCCUGAACGAACUGAUCAAAGUGUUGUCCCCAAAGUACCUGGGGUCCUGGGCCACAGGAAAAGUUAAAGGAAGAGUCAUUGAAAUACUCUUUAGUUGGACAGUCUGGUUUCCGGAAGACAUCAAGAUUCGAGACGCUUAUCAGAUGCUGAAGAAACAAGGAAUUAUAAAACAAGACCCUAAACUACCAGUGGAUAAAAUCUUACCCCCACCAUCUCCCUGGCCCAAGAGCUCCAUCUUUGAUGCUGAUGAAGAAAAGUCCAAGCUUCUGACAAGGCUUCUAAAGAGCAACCACCCCGAGGACCUUCAGGCUGCAAACCGGUUAAUCAAGAAUUUGGUCAAGGAGGAACAAGAAAAAUCGGAGAAGGUGUCCAAGAGGGUCAGUGCGGUGGAGGAAGUGCGAAGCCAUGUGAAGGUGCUGCAGGAGAUGCUGAGCAUGUACCGCAGGCCAGGGCAGGCCCCGCCCAACCAGGAGGCCCUGCAGGUGGUGUAUGAGAGGUGUGAAAAGCUGCGGCCCACGCUGUUCCGGUUGGCGAGUGACACCACUGAUGACGAUGAUGCACUCGCGGAAAUUCUCCAGGCAAAUGACCUCCUCACCCAAGGAGUUCUGCUGUACAAACAGGUGAUGGAGGGCCGGGUCACCUUUGGAAACAGAGUGACCAGCUCAUUGGGAGACAUCCCUGUCUCCAGAGUCUUUCAGAAUCCAGCAGGCUGCAUGAAGACCUGCCCCCUGAUUGACUUGGAGGUGGACAACGGACCUGCGCAGACGGGGACUGUGGUGCCAUCUUUGCUUCAUCAGGACCUGGCAGCCUUGGGAAUCAGUGAUGCUCCUGUUACAGGCACGGUUUCUGGUCAGAAUUGCUGUGAGGAAAAGAGGAAUCCCUCCUCCAGCACGCUGCCAGGCGGUGGUGUUCAGAACCCUUCUGCAGACAGGAAUUUGCUGGACCUCCUCUCACCACAGCCAGCUCCGUGCCCUCUGAAUUAUGUUUCGCAGAAAAGUGUCCCCAAGGAAGUGCCACCAGGUACUAAGUCCUCUCCAGGUUGGUCCUGGGAGGCUGGCCCGUUGGCUCCUUCCCCAUCUUCACAGAAUACACCUCUGGCUCAAGUGUUUGUCCCUUUGGAGUCUGUUAAGCCCAGCAGCCUGCCGCCUCUCAUUGUGUAUGACCGGAAUGGAUUCAGAAUUCUGCUCCACUUCUCCCAGACGGGAGCCCCUGGGCACCCAGAGGUACAGGUGCUGCUCUUGACCAUGAUGAGCACGGCUCCCCAGCCUGUCUGGGAUAUCAUGUUUCAAGUGGCUGUGCCAAAGUCAAUGAGAGUGAAGCUGCAGCCGGCAUCCAGCUCCAAGCUUCCUGCAUUCAGUCCUUUGAUGCCUCCAGCUGUGAUAUCUCAGAUGCUGCUGCUUGACAAUCCACACAAAGAACCUAUCCGCUUACGGUACAAGCUGACAUUCAACCAAGGUGGACAGCCUUUCAGCGAAGUAGGAGAAGUGAAAGACUUUCCAGACCUGGCUGUCUUGGGCGCAGCCUAACUUUUCACAAGAUGGACCCUUCAUUUCAAGCUUAGGCUGGCGUUACUUUUGCUGUCUAGUCAGGACUAAUCACGGUGUUUCAGUGCAGAGUGCCAAGAGUCCUAUCCUGACGUCAGGCUCUGGGUGUCAACCUCUGACUUAUUCUGCAGAUGCUGUGUGUGUGUGUGUGUGUGUGUGUGUGUGUGUGUGUGUGUGUGUGUGUGUGUGUUUCGGGGAGAGGGUGGUAGCACAGGGCUUGGGAUAUCAGCUGUGUGUGUGUGUGUGUGUGUGUGUGUGUGUGUUCGGGGAGAGGGUGGUAGCACAGGGCUUGGGAUAUUGGCAGUGUGGGAAAUGCGAAGCAUUUCUCAUCAUCAUCAUCUCUGCUACAGUCAUGUUUCUGCAUGUCAGCGAGCGACACUGUCCCUGCCUCAGGUUGGAGGUUUUAUCAGCCAAAGUGUUUUUUUCAUGUAUCGUUCGUUCCAUUCAUCCACUCUGUGCCUUGUCAGCCUUUGAAAGGCUUGGUUGCUCCCAGGCUGCUGUUCUCAGGGACCUUAAAAGGGACCUGGUUAGUCUUGGGGCAGAGAGUAUCUACUUGGGCACUCUCUUCCAAGAAAGACCUUGUCUCCAUUUUCAUUAGACAAUGCUUCUUGUGUGUGUUCUGGAAGAUCUAAAUGGAAUGCUUGUUGCACUGUUCCCAGGCGAGUGGCUGCCAUGAGACCUGAGGACCACACUUGGGGGACCAAUCAUGUCCUUCACCACUGUGCCUUAGAAUCGCCCCUGGACAGAGCUCCUGGGCAGAGGGGAAAGCAGCUCCCAGGCCUUACUCAGGCCUCAGGUCCAUGGGUUGGGCAGCCAGUCUGGGCCCUUCUCAGGAUCCUCAUCUCCAUCCUCAUCCUCUUCCUUCACAGCAUUUACUUGGAGCUCUUUGUGACACACCAUGUCAGUCAUGGUGAAUCGGCCAACAGCCAGCCCUUGCCAGCUGACGUCACAGUCUAAGAUGGGAAACUGUGGUACAGAUAGACAUGAAGAGAGCUUAGCAGUGAUUGAGGUGGUGACUAAAUAUACAGUCAUUGAAUAAAUACCAUGUAGCAAAUGUACUUUGUGGAGUGUUGAGUAAGUGGAAAAUGGAAAGCCAGUUGCAUUUAGAGAUGAUAGGCCUAAAGGGAACUGUCUUCUGUCGAGAAGUAAAGGAAACUUCAUGAAGGAUGUAGAAGCUUAGCUGCCUCAGUGAAGAGAGAACCUGAAGAUCUGAGGCAAGCUGGACAGGAGAGGUGGAUAUUUGUUGAUGGAAGAAUUCAAGUUUAUAAUCAAUUCCCACUUAGCACCUACUGUGUGCUAGGAACUUGAAUGUGUAUGUUUGACAAGUCCUGCUUGGCCUGAUGGGUGGGAGAAGGAACCUGAGCCUGGCUGAGAUGGCUAGGCGGAGGGCUUUGAAGUCCAAGCAGCUGAACUGGCUGGGUGGGUUUCUACCUUUGAAACUGCAAGACUUGUUUGGAGCUCUUAAUUACAAUAUCUGAUAUUUUUACA
Messenger RNA from Pan troglodytes (chimpanzee), 3559 nucleotides. It is a transcript of the gene GGA2, whose product is annotated as golgi associated, gamma adaptin ear containing, ARF binding protein 2. NCBI's taxonomy places the organism in Eukaryota, Metazoa, Chordata, Mammalia, Primates, Hominidae. Gene Ontology annotation, cellular component: trans-Golgi network. Gene Ontology annotation, molecular function: small GTPase binding; ubiquitin binding; phosphatidylinositol binding. Gene Ontology annotation, biological process: intracellular protein transport; protein localization to cell surface; Golgi to plasma membrane transport. The transcript has 17 exons. The record is from RefSeq and is a predicted model, not a curated record. The coding region runs from base 323 to 2053 and encodes 576 amino acids.